GUUCCGCCGGCCAGGUCGUGACUUCGUGCGGUCGUGCACGGGCGAGCAAGAUGUGUGUUCACGGGAGUUUAAUUGUGCUGCUGAGCGUGGCUGGCACGGUCGUGCUGGGUCUGGCCCUAGCCUCACCCGACACUCCGGCCGGAGCGGUCGAGCCGGAGCGGCCCCGGAUCGUGGUCCCGGAGCUCGUGUCUCCUAGGCGGCGGACGUCGGUCGAGCCGUCGGAGUCGGAGUCGGGCGACACCGUGGUCACGCGAUCCCGGCGGCGCACCAAGGACUCGGACGAGCAGACGAACAUCGAAUCAAGUAUAUCGCUCUGGGAGUGGCUGAAGGGACGCGACAAACCCGAGGACAACUGCAUGCUGAUGGCGAUCGGAGGGGUGGCCAGUGGCGGCUUCCUGACCGGGGCCUUCGUCGGAGCUGGCAUCGGCAGCAUCUUCACCGGACCGGGCGCCAUCGUGGGGGGCAUCGUUGGCGGGCUGGUGGGGGUGUUUGGGGGGCUCAGUGUUGGUGCCAGAGCGGGUGCGGUGGCUUGUGAGAAUGUCUGA
Messenger RNA from Anopheles coustani, 545 nucleotides. RefSeq lists its product as uncharacterized. Bases 51 to 545 code for a protein of 164 amino acids. Lineage: Eukaryota; Metazoa; Arthropoda; Insecta; Diptera; Culicidae. The record is from RefSeq and is a predicted model, not a curated record. The transcript has 2 exons.